CUUUCAGCGCCAAGGAUGUUUGUCUUGCUCUAUGUUACAAGUUUUGCCAUUUGUGCAAGUGGACAACCUCGGGGUAAUCAGUUCAAAGGAGAAAGCUACUCCCCAAGAUAUAUCUGUAGCAUCCCUGGUUUACCUGGACCUCCAGGCCCCCCUGGAGCAAAUGGUUCCCCUGGGCCCCAUGGUCGGAUUGGCCUUCCGGGAAGAGAUGGUAGAGACGGCAGGAAAGGAGAGAAAGGUGAAAAGGGGGCUGCAGGUUUGAGAGGUAAGACUGGACCACUGGGCCUUGUUGGACAGAAAGGGGACCAAGGAGAGACUGGGAAGAAAGGACCCAUAGGGCCAGAGGGAGAGAAAGGAGAAGUAGGUCCCGUUGGGUCUCCCGGACCAAAGGGAGACAGAGGUGAUCAAGGGGACCCGGGGCCGCCUGGAGUCUGCAGGUGUGGAAGCAUCGUGCUCAAAUCUGCCUUUUCUGUUGGUAUCACAACGAGCUACCCAGAAGAAAGACUUCCUAUUGUAUUUAACAAGGUCCUCUUCAAUGAGGGCAAACACUACAACCCUGCAACUGGGAAGUUCAUCUGUGCUUUCCCAGGAAUCUAUUACUUUUCUUAUGAUAUCACAUUGGCUAAUAAACAUCUGGCAAUUGGGCUGGUACACAAUGGGCAGUACCGGAUAAAGACCUUCGACGCCAACACGGGGAACCAUGAUGUGGCUUCGGGAUCCACAGUCAUCUAUCUUCAGCCAGAAGAUGAAGUCUGGCUGGAGAUCUUCUUCACGGACCAGAAUGGUCUCUUCUCAGACCCAGGUUGGGCAGACAGCUUGUUCUCCGGAUUUCUCCUAUAUGUUGACACAGAUUAUCUGGAUGCUAUAUCGGAAGACGAUGAACUGUGAUCAGGACUGCUGAUCUAAACGUUCGGAGUUCCUCGUGGCAGACACUUGGUUCAAUCUGGGGCCCUACAAGGUGGAAUGGGCAGCAAUGGGAUUUGAAGAAACGCCA
Messenger RNA from Loxodonta africana (African savanna elephant), 991 nucleotides. It is a transcript of the gene C1QTNF7, whose product is annotated as C1q and TNF related 7. The record is from RefSeq and is a predicted model, not a curated record. The transcript is spliced from 2 exons. NCBI's taxonomy places the organism in Eukaryota, Metazoa, Chordata, Mammalia, Proboscidea, Elephantidae. Bases 16 to 885 code for a protein of 289 amino acids. Gene Ontology annotation, molecular function: protein binding.